Messenger RNA from Sciurus carolinensis (gray squirrel), 1094 nucleotides. RefSeq names its product E3 ubiquitin-protein ligase NRDP1-like. The record is from RefSeq and is a predicted model, not a curated record. NCBI's taxonomy places the organism in Eukaryota, Metazoa, Chordata, Mammalia, Rodentia, Sciuridae. Gene Ontology annotation, cellular component: plasma membrane signaling receptor complex. Gene Ontology annotation, molecular function: ubiquitin protein ligase activity; zinc ion binding. Gene Ontology annotation, biological process: positive regulation of JNK cascade; tumor necrosis factor-mediated signaling pathway; protein K63-linked ubiquitination.
AUGGGGUAUGAUGUAACCCGGUUCCAGGGGGGUGAUGAAGACCUUAUCUGUCCUAUUUGCAGUGGAGUAUUGGAGGAGCCAGUACAGGCACCUCACUGUGAGCAUGCUUUCUGCAAUGCCUGCAUCACCCAGUGGUUCUCUCAGCCGCAGAUGUGUCCAGUGGACCGUAGCGUUGUGACGGUUGCCCACCUGCGCCCAUUACCUCGGAUCAUGCGGAACAUGUUGUCAAAGCUGCAGAUUGCCUGUGACAACGCUGUGUUUGGCUGUAGUGCUGUUGUCCAUCUUGCCAACCUCAUGUCUCACCUCAGUGACUGUGAGCACAACCCGAAGCGGCCUGUGACCUGUGAACAGGGCUGCGGCCUGGAGAUGCCCAAAGAUGAGCUGCCAAACCACAACUGCAUUAAGCACCUGCGCUCCGUGGUACAGCAGCAGCAGACAUGUAUUGCAGAGCUGGAGAAGACAUCAGCUGAACAUAAACACCAGCUGUCAGAGCAGAAGCGAGACAUCCAGCUGUUAAAGGCAUACAUGCGUGCAAUCCGCAGUGUCAACCCCAACCUUCAGAACCUGGAAGAGACGAUUGAAUACAACGAGAUUCUAGAGUGGGUGAACUCCCUGCAGCCAGCCAGAGUGACCCGCUGGGGAGUGAUGAUCUCGACCCCAGAUGGUGUGCUCCAGGCUGUAAUCAAGCGCUCCCUGGUGGAGAGUGGCUGCCCUGCCUCUAUUGUCAAUGAGCUGAUUGAAAAUGCCCAUGAACGUAGCUGGCCCCAGGGUCUGGCCACACUAGAGACAAGACAGAUGAACCGGCGCUACUAUGAGAACUACAUGGCCAAGCGCAUCCCUGGCAAGCAGGCUGUUGUCGUGAUGGCCUGUGAAAAUCAGCAUAUGGGUGAUGACAUGGUGCAGGAGCCAGGGCUUGUCAUGAUAUUUGCGCAUGGCGUGGAGGAGAUAUAGGAGAGCUCAACCAGCUAUGAGGAAGAAAUGGAAAUUGGAAGAGCCCCAUCACUCCAGCAGCUGGGCCUUGCGUCCUCCCCACUAUUCUUAAUGCCUCGGCUUACACUUGAGCCACACAUCUCCCUGCUGUUCUGGCACUGAAG